CUAUUGCAGCCUUCCUCUCCUCUGAUCGCGCGCAAGAGGAGAAGAAGAAGAAGCAAACUUCUACUAGUACUAGCAAAGACAAAAACUCCAUCCCCCACCCCCUCCUCGCCUCGCCUCGCCUCCUCCGGCGAUGGCGACGACGGUAGCAACCCGCGGCGCCGCGCUGGCAUUCCGGCGGCGCCUCUCGCUCCGCCUCUUCUCCCACUCCUCCGCUUCCGCCUCCCUCCCCCUCCUCCUCGGCCACUUCCACCACCCGAGGCCGGUGCCACCCAGAGGCAGCCCCGGCGACCUAAACAUGGCGCCCAACGUCCCCGCCUUCCAACCCCUCACGCCAUCCUCGCCGCGCUUCUCCCUCGACUUCGUCCCCGACCUCUCCCGCUUCACCAUCCUCGACUCCCACCUCGGCCUCCUCCUCCUCCGCCGCCACGACGACCACGGCGACGCCUUCCUCGCCUGCGACCCCGUCUCCCGCCGCCACGCGCUCUUCCACCCGCCGCCGACGAUGGGCAGGUACUCCGGCGGCACCGUCUUCAGCGCCGCGCUGCUCUCCCGCGAGGCGGACGCCGGGGGGCUCCGCUUCGAGGCCGUCUGCGUCGCCGUCGACGCCGACGCCCCGCGCGCCUGGGUCGCCACGUGCCGCGACGGCGACUGCCGCUGGCGCGCCCUGCCGCGGUCGCGCGACGUCGCCAUCGAGUUCGACCCCUACUGGCUGGAGAGCCACUGCGUGCGCGCCGCGGGGAGCCUCUACUGGCACAUCUGCAACAACCCCUGCGCGCUCGCGCUGGACGCCGCCACGCUGCAAUUCUCCUUCCUGCGGGCGCCGGCGGCGAUGUGGGACUCAACCACCCACCACAAGUACCGCGUCGGGGAGUCGCCGGUGGACAAUGCUUGAUCAAUUGCUUAAUCAGAUCGAUGAAUGGUGGUGGCUUUUGGGAGGAGUUCUGACUUCUGAGAACAUAUUUGAAUCUAUGAAUCGCUACAGUUCACUCUCCAUAGGAAGCUGUAGUUUUUGCCCUUUAGGAAGUAUGGAUGCUUUGGUGGUGUCUCUGCUUAGUCAGGCAAACACAUAUUGGGCUGCUUGAAACUCCGUAAAUCACUAAUAUGUUUUUCAUGCUUCGGAAUGAUAGAUUAACAUUAGUUAUGCGCUGGUCUUUUGCAACCUAUUUGUAUCUAAAAGCUGUAAAAUUCAGAAAUUAGUAUCCAUUUUUACUUUCAAUUCUCUCUCCUACCUUGUAUAUGUUAGUACUAUGCAAUAUAUGACGUUGUUAUGAUGAA
This is a messenger RNA of Oryza sativa Japonica Group (Japanese rice), 1275 nucleotides long. The record is from RefSeq and is a predicted model, not a curated record. Lineage: Eukaryota; Viridiplantae; Streptophyta; Magnoliopsida; Poales; Poaceae.